Molecule: messenger RNA, 788 nt
Organism: Oncorhynchus tshawytscha (Chinook salmon)
Lineage: Eukaryota; Metazoa; Chordata; Actinopteri; Salmoniformes; Salmonidae
Product: palmitoyltransferase ZDHHC3-A-like
Biological process (GO): peptidyl-L-cysteine S-palmitoylation; protein targeting to membrane
Cellular component (GO): Golgi apparatus; endoplasmic reticulum
Molecular function (GO): protein-cysteine S-palmitoyltransferase activity
Source: RefSeq, a predicted model, not a curated record
ACGCCUGGCCACCGGACUGGGAGGACGUGACUUCUUCCAAACACCUCUUUUUAAUACAACCUUGUGUUGCUCAACUCAGCGUGAAUGUGCCAAGUGAAAUUCAUGUUUAUGUAGAAUGCGCAACACAUAUUAGGAAAAAUUCGGUGGUUGUAUGCGAUCAAGUUUUUAAAUUUGAAUUAUACACUUCAGCACCACAGUUGUACAGGGAAAAACAGGUACAGCAUGUGGUGACUGUGAGGCGGGCCCCAUCCUGAGUCUGUACGAUGAAGAGCCCGGUGCACAGGUGCAGGGACGUGGAGAGGCAGGCUGCCUGCCUGCAGACUGAGCAGCCGUGUGUCCCCGUCUCCCAGCACAUCCCCAGCGGCAUGUGGUUUAUCAGGGACGCGUGUGGCAUCGUGUGCGGGGUUAUCACCUGGAUGUUGGUGUUCUAUGCUGAGUUCGUUGUGCUCUUCGUCAUGCUGUUGCCUUCUAAAAACCUGACCUAUAGUUUAGUCAAUGGGACUGUGUUCAACACUCUGGCCUUCCUGGCUCUCGCCUCUCACUUCAGGGCCAUGUGUACCGACCCUGGAGCUGUGCCAACAGGAAACGCCACUAAAGAGUACAUCGAGAGUCUUCAGCUGAAGCCGGGACAGGUGGUGUACAAGUGUCCCAAGUGCUGCAGCAUCAAGCCUGACCGGGCACAUCACUGUAGUGUGUGUAAGCGCUGCAUAAGGAAGAUGGACCACCACUGUCCCUGGGUUAACAACUGUGUGGGAGAGAACAACCAGAAGUUCUUUGUGCUCUUCACA